AUGAUUCAUGUGUUCAACAGUCCUAUAGAUCCAUCAUCGAUGAGCGAGUUUCAACGACCCAAAAAAAGUGGUGAAAGUUUAUUUAAAAGCGAUUCUAAUAAAAGAAAGAUCACAUAUACCGAAGAUGGUCGACGUGUUAUCGAUGGUAAAGUUGAAAUGGAGCAAAAACCAAAUGAACUUUGGUCAGUUGCGCUUACGCGUUCAGUGGUUGGUGACUGGAAGGACAAAUGUGACGAACGUCUUGUUGAAAGGAGAUGGAAUUUCUGGGAAUAUCGUAAGAAUUUUUUUUGA
Molecule: messenger RNA, 291 nt
Organism: Anisakis simplex (herring worm)
Lineage: Eukaryota; Metazoa; Nematoda; Chromadorea; Rhabditida; Anisakidae
Source: the annotation of a GenBank genome assembly